AUGUCCUACGCGCUCCUGGGGACCCUCCUGCUCCUCCUGCCAGGAGGUGCCUCGGCACAGGGGAGCUGGGUCCUGCAGAGCCCGGGGCAGCUCUGGGCGCGCCCGGGAGAGAUGGUGGGGCUGAGCUGUCGCACGACGGACCCCAGCAGCUACGUGAACUGGUACAAGGAGAGGGCGGACGGCAGCUUGUCCUGGAUUUACCGCAGCCGCAGUAACUCCCCUCCACAAGGAAAAUACUCGGGGAGGAGCACAACAGCUCGGGAUUUUGCCCUCACCAUCGGCUCUGUGCAGAGGGAGGACUCCGGGGUUUAUUACUGCAGCUCCUCCGACAUCUACCCCUCAUUUGGGGACGGGACCAGGCUCAUUGUCACCGAUGCCACCCAGCCCCAGCUCUCCAUCCUGGUGCCCACUGACGCAGAGGAGCCCGCGCAGCCCCUGAGCAGCAUCCCCCUGCUCUGCCGCCUCCACGACCCCCCUGCGGGCUGGGACAGCGUGCGCUGGCAGCCCGGCGGGGAGGAGACGCCGCUGACGGGGAUGGCCACGGACGAGCGCGGCGUCCUCAGCGCCUGGAGCAUCACCUGGGUCUCUGCCGAGCUCUGGGACGGGGCUGCGACGUGCACGGCCCUGGAGAGAGGCACGAACAGGACCCUCAGCGUCGCCAUCAGCAAAGCUACCAGGGAGGGAGAAGGAUGCCCCUCCUGGCCGCUGGCGCUGGGGCUGUCCUGCGUCUCCCUCCUGCUCCUGCUCCAGCUGACCCUCCUGCUCUGCAGACGGCGCCUGGCCAGAGGCGACCCCCGCUCCGCGCCCCCCUCGCAGCCGCUUCGCCCCAGCUCUCCCCUCGCCUCCCCCAGCCGCCCCCACGCCCACCCGGCAGACCCAGCCGGGAGGUAA
Phalacrocorax carbo (great cormorant) is the source of this 891-nucleotide messenger RNA. NCBI's taxonomy places the organism in Eukaryota, Metazoa, Chordata, Aves, Suliformes, Phalacrocoracidae. The record is from RefSeq and is a predicted model, not a curated record.